UAAACAACAACAAUGGCAGCCACCAGCCAAGUUUUGACAGCUGUUUUACUUUUCCUUAUUUUCACAAAUAUAAAAGGGAAAUACAAACAGAUUGAAAUUGAAAUAGCAGGAAAGAACGAAAAUGAGCCUGCAAAGAUUUUCUCAGAAUCUGAACUCAGACAAUUCGAUGGAUCUGAUCCUGAUAAGCCUGUUUAUAUGGCAGUACGUGGUGUUGUUUUUGAUGUAACAGAAGGCAAAGAUUUUUAUGGAAAGGGAUCAGGUUAUAACCAGCUAGCAGGAAAAGAUGCUUCCUAUGCCAUAGCUGUGUGGUCAUUAGAAGAUAAAGAUAUGCAUCAUGAUAUAAGUUCAUUGUCAGAUAAUGAGUUAAAAGGAUUAGAUGAUGUAUUCUUAGGAACAUACAAGAAGAAAUAUCCUAUUGUUGGGUAUUUACAAUAUCUGAUGGAUAAACAUGCUGACAAGGUUUCUGAGAGAUUGAGUGGUGAAUUGUAAUGUCGGUUGUGAUUGGUUAUAAACAUGCUUACAAGGUUUCUGAGGGAUUAAGUUGUGAAUUGUAACAUUGAUUGUGAUUGGUUAUAAACAUGUGAUAAAACUGUUCAUAGCUUUAUGAAAUAUCUGGGAUUCUUUAUUUUCUUUUGAAUUUU
Molecule: messenger RNA, 641 nt
Organism: Mytilus trossulus (common blue mussel)
Lineage: Eukaryota; Metazoa; Mollusca; Bivalvia; Mytilida; Mytilidae
Product: neudesin-like
Exons: 4
Coding region: 13-489 (158 amino acids)
Cellular component (GO): endomembrane system; membrane; endoplasmic reticulum
Source: RefSeq, a predicted model, not a curated record